Messenger RNA from Oreochromis aureus, 1313 nucleotides. It is a transcript of the gene eif4h, whose product is annotated as eukaryotic translation initiation factor 4h. The record is from RefSeq and is a predicted model, not a curated record. Lineage: Eukaryota; Metazoa; Chordata; Actinopteri; Cichliformes; Cichlidae. Gene Ontology annotation, molecular function: RNA binding. The coding region runs from base 80 to 871 and encodes 263 amino acids. The transcript has 8 exons.
GUCAGGCGCUCUGCGGGCAGCUAAACCCGCUGUGUGUGUGACGUGUAGGACCUCCUCCUCCAACACACAAGCAGCAGUAAUGGCGGACUACGACAACUACGAUGAACGGGACCGGGCCUACGGCAGCUUCGGCGGCGGCAGAGGGCCCCGUGGCGGCAGCGGUCCCGGAGGCCCCAGGAAGCAGAAGGAGCUGCCGACAGAGCCUCCGUUCACGGCGUACGUGGGAAACCUGCCAUUCAACACGGUGCAGGGAGACAUCGACAUCAUCUUCAAAGAGCUCAACAUCCGCAGCGUCCGAUUGGUCAGAGACAAAGAGACAGACAAGUUCAAAGGUUUUUGUUAUGUUGAAUUUGAUGAUUUGGAAUCUCUAAAAGAAGCUUUGACAUACGACGGCGCCUUAUUAGGUGAAAGGUCACUGAGGGUGGACAUCGCAGAGGGACGAAGGCAAGAACGAGGCGGCGGCGGCUUCGGCUUCAGGAAAGACGACGGUAGAGGACGAGGAGGCUCUCGAGGAGCUCCCAGAGGAGGAGGAGGACGCGACACCCGUGAGGACUUCUACGACCAGCCAGGAGGAGGUGCGGUCAGAGAGUUCAGCAGCUCAGGUUUUAGAGAUGAUGACUACAUGGGGGGGCGGGGUCGAGGUGGUGGCAGUCGCCCUAGUGACAGAAGGGGUGGAGGUGCAGGGAUGGGUCGCUACAGAGACGGACCCCCACGCGGAGGAACGACAGACUUCAGGGAACCGUCUGAAGAGGAGCGUGCACAGCGGCCUCGGCUGCAGCUGAAGCCUCGGACCGUCUCUGAGCCGCUCAACCAAGUCGCCAACCCCAACUCCGCCAUCUUCGGUGGAGCGAAGCCGCGAGAGGAGCACUGAGUCAUUUAAAGCCGCCACCACAGAUCCCAACCAGACGGUGGCGCUAACACGCCGCGUUGCCGACAGAACAGAAGAAACCGAAAGCUUUUCUCUUUUUCUUUUUUUUUUUCUUUUUUUUGUGCUGUUUGGUGGUUUCAGUGUGGGUCAGACGCCAGCGUCCACCGAUAAAUUGUUGUAAAGUUGAUUGUGUACAAUAAAGAUGGGGCUUUGGUCUGGAACCUGUAACUUCUGUGUGUUUCUCUGUGGCCCGACAGGAAACUGGCUGUAAACCCGGCCCAGGUGAGAGCUUUCAGGUGUGGGUCUGCAUCGCUUUGACAUCAUGUGUUUUUUGUUUUUCUUGGAGGUAAAAUGCAGAAACGUUUUCUGAAUAAACAGCUGUUAGAACUUCCCUUUCCUUGAGUUUAUGGCAAUAAAACUGUCUUCAUCUUCGUCCUUAUACCAA